Molecule: messenger RNA, 1491 nt
Organism: Centruroides sculpturatus (bark scorpion)
Lineage: Eukaryota; Metazoa; Arthropoda; Arachnida; Scorpiones; Buthidae
Product: multidrug resistance-associated protein 4-like
Exons: 10
Coding region: 1-1365 (454 amino acids)
Biological process (GO): transmembrane transport
Cellular component (GO): membrane
Molecular function (GO): ATP binding; ABC-type transporter activity
Source: RefSeq, a predicted model, not a curated record
AUGGAGAAGAAACAGAAAAGUAACCCAUUCGAUUCAGCUGGUGUUUUUUCUCGUGCGUUUUUCUGUUGGCUUUUUCCAAUAAUAAUUAAAGGAAGAAAGAGACUUUUGAAAGAAGAAGAUUUAUACGAAACUUCCAAACAUCAUAGUUCAGAGUACCUUGGAAAUAUGCUUCAGAAAGAGUGGGAGAAAGAACUACAGAAAAGAAAUCCAAACGUACUGAAAGCUGUAUUACGAUUUGUUGGAUGGAAAUAUAUAGCAUUAAUUUUACUUACAUUGAUCCAGGAAACGGCGAUAGUUGCAGGACAAAUACACUUAUUAGGAUUAACAGUCCAUUAUUUUGACAAUAGGUCGGAAUGGAAUCCAUACAAUAUUUACUUAACCGUUGCCGGAUUUUUUGGCGUGACAGCGAUUUAUUUGUUUACAUAUAAUACUAAUUAUAUUAUGUCAGAAUUAAUUGGAAUGAAAUUAAAGAUAGCUUUUUGCACGAUUAUAUAUAGAAAGGCAAUGAGGUUAAGUCCUUCAUCUCUAGAAAAAUCGAACGUUGGGCAAAUGGUAAAUCUUAUAGCAAAUGAUGUCAGCAAAUUUCAAAAUUAUACCAAUUCCAUUCCAUAUUUAUUUACAAAUCCUUUCUUCAUUAUCACUGCGAUAGCGAUGUUAUGGCAAUAUUACGGAUGGACUAUUCUAGUAGGAUUUUUGGCCAUAUUUUUCUACAUUCCUAUACAAUUUGCUUUGAGUAAAUUAUAUUCAAAACUGAGAUUACAGGCAGCUAUAUUGGGUGAUAAAAGAUUGAACCUGUUGAACGAGAUGAUUGCUGAUAUGAGAUUAAUUAAAAUGUACACCUGGGAAUUGCCAUAUAUCGCAUUAGUUGAAAAAAUCAGAGAGAAAGAAGUGAAAAAAGUACGAAAUUUUUCAUAUGCGAGAGGAAUAUUAACAACAAUGACAUAUCCUAUAUCAAAAUUAUAUACUUCUCUCACAUAUCUUGCAUUUUUUUUAAAUGGAGGUCAAUUAAAUGCCCAAAUUGUGUUUAUCACUAUGACUGUUUCCAUAUAUAUAUUAUUUAGCACUACUAGUACAUUUUCACAAGCAUUAAAUUUUGUUGCAGAAGUUUUGGUUUCGUUGAAAAGAAUUCAGGAUUUUCUCCUAUUUCAAGAAAAACAAGAGAAAACUCUGAAAGUUGUAGAUGAGAACGAAAAUUCAAAUGAAUAUGGAAUAUGGAUGAAUGAUGUCACAGCUACAUGGAAAAAAGAAACUCACCCAACACUAAACAAUAUGACUGUAAAAGUACAACCCGGAGAAUUAUUAACUGUUAUAGGUCCUGUUGGAUCAGGAAAGGUGAAUAUCUCGUUAUGUAGUUCUAUAUUUUGAAUCAAUGGUUCUCAACCUUUUUUGUUGAUGUACUGUAUUAGUCCAUUAGUUGUUUCUCAAGUACCCCUUAUAUUUUUGUAUCUAAAUUUUAUAAUUACUGCAUUAUAUGUAUACAGCCCUUAUAAC